GCUGAUGGAGACGGAGGCUACGGAGGCGGCGGCGGCGGCGGCGGCGGCGGCAGUGGGAGGCGGCGGCGGGCCUGGGCAGGAGCUAUUGGUGGCCUGGAAUACCGUGAGCACCGGGCUGGUGCCGCCGGCUGCGCUGGGCCUGGCGUCCUCCCGGACCAGCGGUGCGGUCCCGCCAAAGGAGGAGGAGCUCCGUGCGGCGGUGGAGGUACUGAGGGGCCAUGGUCUGCACUCAGUCCUGGAGGAGUGGUUCGUGGAGGUGCUCCAGAACGACCUGCAGGCGAACAUCUCUCCCGAGUUCUGGAAUGCCAUCUCCCAGCGCGAGAACUCUGCCGAUGAACCCCAGUGCCUUCUGCUGCUCCUUGACGCUUUUGGCCUGCUGGAGAGCCGCCUGGACCCCUACUUGCGCAGCCUAGACCUCCUGGAGAAAUGGACUCGUCUGGGCUUGCUGAUGGGCACUGGUGCCCAAGGGCUGCGGGAAAAGGUCCACAUCAUGUUGCGGGGGGUUCUGUUCUUUUCCACCCCUAGGACUUUCCAGGAGAUGGUCCAGCGCCUCUAUGGGCGUUUCCUGAGAGUCUAUAUGCAGAGUAAGAGAAAAGGGGAAGGGGGCACAGAUCCAGAACUGGAGGGGGAAUUGGACAGUCGGUAUGCACGACGUCGGUACUAUCGGCUCCUGCAGAGUCCUCUGUGUGCAGGAUGUGGCAGUGACAAGCAGCAGUGUUGGUGCCGCCAGGCGCUCGAGCAGUUCCACCAGCUCAGCCAGGUCCUGCACAGGCUCAGUCUGCUGGAGCGGGUCAGUGCCGAGGCGGUGACCACUACACUACACCAGGUGACCCGGGAGAGGAUGGAGGACCGCUGUCGGGGCGAGUAUGAGCGCUCCUUCCUCCGAGAGUUCCACAAGUGGAUCGAGAGGGUGGUUGGCUGGCUGGGCAAAGUGUUCCUGCAGGAUGGCCCCAGCAGACCUGCAUCCCCUGAGGCUGGCAGCACGCUGCGCCGCUGGCGCUGCCAUGUGCAGAGGUUCUUCUACCGCAUCUAUGCCAGCCUGCGCAUUGAGGAGCUUUUCAGCAUCAUCCGAGAUUUUCCAGACUCCCGGCCAGCCAUCGAGGACCUCAAAUAUUGCCUGGAGCGGACUGACCAGAGGCAGCAGCUGCUCGUGUCCCUCAGGGCUGCUCUGGAAACUCGGCUCCUCCACCCAGGCGUCAACACAUGCGACAUCAUCACUCUCUACAUCUCUGCCAUCAAGGCGCUGCGCGUCCUGGAUCCUUCCAUGGUCAUCCUGGAAGUGGCUUGUGAGCCUAUCCGCCGCUACCUGAGGACACGGGAGGACACAGUGCGACAGAUUGUGGCAGGGCUGACUGGGGACUCUGAUGGAACUGGAGACUUGGCUGUUGAGCUGUCCAAGACCGACCCAGCCAGCCUGGAGACUGGCCAGGACAGUGAGGAUGACUCUGGAGAGCCUGAAGACUGGGUGCCUGACCCUGUGGAUGCUGACCCAGGGAAGUCAAGCUCCAAGCGGCGCUCCUCAGAUAUCAUCAGCCUGCUGGUCAGCAUCUAUGGCAGCAAGGACCUUUUCAUCAACGAGUACCGCUCCCUGCUGGCCGACCGGCUCCUGCACCAGUUCAGCUUUAGCCCUGAGCGGGAGAUCCGUAACGUGGAGCUGCUGAAACUGCGUUUUGGUGAGGCCCCAAUGCACUUCUGUGAGGUCAUGCUGAAGGACAUGGCAGAUUCCCGCCGUAUCAACGCCAACAUCCGAGAGGAGGAUGAGAAGCGGCCUGUGGAGGAACAGCCACCUUUUGGGGUUUAUGCUGUUAUCUUGUCCAGUGAGUUCUGGCCUCCCUUUAAGGAUGAGAAGCUGGAGGUCCCCGAGGACAUCAGGGCAGCCCUGGAGGUUUACUGCAAGAAGUAUGAGAAGCUGAAGGCCAUGCGAACCCUUAGCUGGAAACACACCCUGGGCCUGGUGACCAUGGAUGUAGAGUUGGCUGACCGCACCCUAUCUGUGGCAGUAACCCCCGUGCAGGCAGUAGUCUUGCUGUACUUCCAGGAUCAAGCCAUCUGGACCUUGGAGGAGCUGAGCAAGGUGGUGAAGAUGCCUGUGGCACUGCUGCGGCGGCGCAUGUCCGUGUGGCUGCAGCAGGGUGUGCUGCGCGAGGAGCCGCCUGGCACCUUCUCUGUCAUCGAGGAGGAGCGACCUCAGGACCGUGACAGCAUGGUGCUCAUAGACAGUGACGAGGAGAGUGACUCAGGCAUGGCCUCCCAGGCUGACCAGAAAGAGGAGGAACUGCUGCUCUUCUGGACUUACAUCCAGGCCAUGCUGACCAACCUGGAGAGCCUGUCGCUGGAGCGCAUCUACAGCAUGCUGCGGAUGUUUGUGAUGACCGGCCCCGCACUGGCGGAGAUUGACCUGCAGGAGCUCCAGGGCUACCUGCAGAAGAAAGUGCGUGACCAGCAGCUCAUCUACUCGGCCGGCGUCUACCGCCUGCCCAAGAGCUGCAGCUGAUGCUGCCUGCCAGGCCCAGGCUUGGGACACCCCCCCACCUGAGUAUGACCCCAGGAUGAAUAGGGCUUCUGCUCCUGCCCAGCGCCUUCCAGCCCCACCCCCUCCAAAUGCAGAUUAAAGUAGGUCAGUUCUUAUC
Molecule: messenger RNA, 2630 nt
Organism: Marmota flaviventris (yellow-bellied marmot)
Lineage: Eukaryota; Metazoa; Chordata; Mammalia; Rodentia; Sciuridae
Gene: Anapc2
Product: anaphase promoting complex subunit 2
Biological process (GO): protein K11-linked ubiquitination; metaphase/anaphase transition of mitotic cell cycle; ubiquitin-dependent protein catabolic process
Cellular component (GO): anaphase-promoting complex
Molecular function (GO): ubiquitin protein ligase binding
Source: RefSeq, a predicted model, not a curated record